This is a messenger RNA of Chaetomium globosum CBS 148.51, 573 nucleotides long. RefSeq lists its product as uncharacterized. Lineage: Eukaryota; Fungi; Ascomycota; Sordariomycetes; Sordariales; Chaetomiaceae. The transcript has 2 exons. Bases 1 to 573 code for a protein of 190 amino acids. The record is from RefSeq and is a predicted model, not a curated record.
AUGAAAGUGACUAGGGCGAUGGAGUCAAUUCUACAAAAAGAAGAUAUGAAUUGUGAGGAAGAAAACGACAAUGAGGAAAUACCGAGAAAUCACAAGAAUCGCACCAUCCAGGUUGCAGCAGUCGACGAGGCGAGCGAAGAGACCCGAGGCCUGGAGCAAGCCAUGGAUCAUAAACUCAACAACAAGUUGGAUAUCAUCAACGCAGAAGUUCUCAUAGAGUUCAGAAAGUUGAAGGACUACAUGGCAGAGGAGGUCGCAAAAAUAACGGCCCAGUUGACUCAAGAGUUGCCGCAAGCGCGAGAGGAGCUCACUCAAGCACACCAGACUGCAGCUAGACGCCAUGAUGAGAGUUCAAGAAACCACAUCAGGAACGAAGAGGAGGUAAAGAAAAUCAAGGAUAUCGUCGAAGCAAAGAAGACACCGGGUGCAAGAGUCCUUCGAGACCAGCUGUACCCAGUCAAAGUCGACAACGUCAACCGUACGGUUGUCAUCGACCACGAAGGAAAGAUCCUUCCUGGAGCCGCAGAAGCCCUGGGCGAGGAAAACGACGUGCAGAUUGCCAAGCUGACCUAG